This is a messenger RNA of Epinephelus fuscoguttatus (brown-marbled grouper), 4155 nucleotides long. RefSeq names its product HCK proto-oncogene, Src family tyrosine kinase (gene hck). Gene Ontology annotation, biological process: protein phosphorylation; cell surface receptor protein tyrosine kinase signaling pathway; innate immune response. The transcript is spliced from 13 exons. The record is from RefSeq and is a predicted model, not a curated record. Bases 227 to 1738 code for a protein of 503 amino acids. Lineage: Eukaryota; Metazoa; Chordata; Actinopteri; Perciformes; Serranidae. Gene Ontology annotation, molecular function: non-membrane spanning protein tyrosine kinase activity; signaling receptor binding; ATP binding. Gene Ontology annotation, cellular component: extrinsic component of cytoplasmic side of plasma membrane.
CUCAGUCAGAUGCGCACGGCUCAAACUUCCUUAUACAAGCCCAGUGCGCUGCGCUCUGCCGCCCCGUCCGCAUCUUCCACCUAACCCAAAGAAAAAAGUACUGUAACGGGAUGGAACCUACGAAAAAGAAAUGAGGAAUAUUCUCCACACUGUCAUCCGAAUCUAGAAGAGCACACACGACCGCAGAAGUAACAGUCGAAGUGAUUGGUUGAAGCGCGAAGGCACCAUGGGCUGUGUGGGCUCAAAGAAGGAGCAGGAGCCUUUCAGCAAAGGGACGGGUAACGACGACCUGCAGAACCGUACACAGACCGCCCAUUAUGUCAAAGACCCCACAGCAGGAAACUUUGGAAACAAAGCUAGCAAAAUGCCAUCCAAUGUUAACGCUUCAGACGGAGAGAGUAUUGCCAUGGCUCUGUACGACUAUGAGGCCAUUCAUGAUGGUGACCUUGGCUUCAAGAAGGGAGAUAAGCUCAGAAUCUUAGAGGAAUCAGGGGAGUGGUGGAGAGCAAUGUUACUCAGUACGGGUCAGGAAGGCUUCAUCCCCAGUAAUUAUGUGGCCAAAGAUACUCUGGAAGCAGAGGAGUGGUUCUUUAAGGGCGUUAGCAGGAAAGAUGCUGAGAGGCAGCUGUUGGCCCCUGGGAACAGAGUGGGAUCCUUCAUGAUCCGAGACAGCGAGACCACACAGGGCAGCUACUCUCUGUCUGUCAGAGACAGUGAUGGUCAGAAUGGUGACACAGUUAAACAUUAUAAGAUCCGUACGCUGGACAAUGGAGGAUUCUACAUCUCUCCCCGCAACACCUUCAGCACGCUGCAGGAGCUGGUCACCCAUUACAAGAAGCAAGGAGAUGGCCUCUGCCAAACCCUGAGCAACCCGUGCUUGAGCCCCAAACCUGAGAAACCAUGGGAGAAAGAUGCCUGGGAAAUCCCAAGAUCAUCCCUCAAACUGGAAAAGAGGCUUGGUGCAGGGCAGUUUGGAGAAGUCUGGAUGGCUACAUACAAUAAACACACCAAAGUAGCAGUGAAGACCAUGAAGCCUGGCAGUAUGUCAGUUGAAGCCUUCAUGGCCGAGGCCAACCUGAUGAAGACUCUACAGCAUGACAAACUGGUUCGACUCAAUGCUGUGGUCACUAAGGAGGAGCCUAUCUAUAUCAUUACUGAGUUCAUGGAGAAAGGUAGUUUAUUAGACUUCUUAAAGAGUGACGAGGGCAACCGUGUUCAGCUCCCCAAGCUCAUCGACUUCUCUGCCCAGACCGCAGAGGGCAUGGCCUACAUCGAGCAGAGGAACUACAUCCACAGAGACCUGAGAGCUGCCAACAUCCUGGUCAACAAGGCUUUAGUGUGCAAAAUUGCUGACUUCGGCCUGGCUCGUAUCAUUGAAGACAACGAGUACACGGCCAGGGAAGGAGCCAAAUUCCCCAUCAAAUGGACAGCCCCUGAGGCCAUCAACUACGGCUCUUUCACCAUCAAAUCUGAUGUCUGGUCCUUUGGCAUCUUGCUGACUGAGAUUAUCAGCUAUGGACGCACACCAUACCCAGGGAUGACCAACCCAGAAGUGAUCCGUUCACUGGAGAAGGGCUACCGAAUGCAGCGCCUGGACAGUUGUCCCACUGAACUAUAUGAAAUCAUGCUGGAGUGCUGGAAGAACAAGCCUGAGGACCGCCCCACCUUCGAUUACCUGCAGAGUGUCCUGGAGGAUUUCUACACAGCCACAGAGAGCCAGUAUCAGCAGCAGCCAUGAGACUUGACAUCCACAAACAUGUUUUCUCUAAUAGUACUGUUCCAUUCAUACUUUCCAGCAAGUCCAGUUUCUACAUGCAGCAGUGCAAUUCAGAGCGCUCACACACACAUUCUCACUUUACCGUCAUCUUUCCGUCUCUCUUUGCCUUUCUCAUUCACACAUUGUAAAUUUAAGAAGGGACUGUACAAAAAUUACUAGGGAGUGAAGUUUGAAACUUUAUUAAAUAUAUUCUUUAGGAAGCUAGGCAUCACUGUUUCUCACAUUUUAAAUAAAUUACUUGGAAAUUUGAAUGAGAACAUUUUAAAGUAAUACAACCACCACUGACAAACUAUAUACAGUUAUUAUUAUUAGACUAUUAUUAUUACUAUUACAAUAUUAGGACAACACAAUCCUACCUCAUACUUGGGUCAGGGGCACAGCGCAACAGACGCUGUCUGAUGAUAUUCUGAGAUGAUAUUCUGAUAUGUAUCUCCACAAAAUCAACCAUAAAUUAUCUGGAUGCACACCAGCAAACAUGCAUGGACAUGACACAAACAUGUGACUUUAUAUUUGAUACAUAUAUCUUUAAAGAGAUACUUGUACAUAAUGGGUCAGUUUCAUUACUCAGAUUUGCAGGUGAGGGGAAGGUUGCAAAACUGGACCCAUGCAGGACUUUACAUAAAAAGGUGAACAUAGCUAGUGUGUUGGAUAAGCCCUGCUGGUGCACAGGUAAGGACAGAAAGACUGGGUACUUCUUUUAAAUUUGCAAGGGAAGGCUUGAAUGAAUAAAAUCUGAGAAAAGAAACAGGCCCUAUACUGGGCUGUAAAAAAUUCUGACUACUUUUUCCUAAACAAAAAGAAAACAUAAAUAGCCGUCCUACUUUUCUGUCCUCAAUACUCCUAUAAUGUUUGUACAGUCCCUAACAUUUGAACAGCUUCACACUUUUCUUUUUAUAAUAAUAUGUACUGUACAGCCUGCAAGUAGGAGGCUGUAUGGGGUUACAAAUGUUUUUGUACAGUACAGUAAAGUACAAAGAUACAUAUUCACAAACAAACGAGGCCACCUGAAAGCAGUCAUAUGGAACAUACUAGAUUUAGUUGGUAUGCUCCAGCACACAUUGUGCAUCCAUCAAAGAAAGGUAUAAUCACAACACAGAUGUUAAGAGGGAAAUAUGUGCAGUGUUCAGCUCUGAUGAUAGCCUACCAUGUUGAUGUCAGUGAUUCAGCAAGCGACGCUGUCGGUGUCCACUACCUUCCUGUUAAAAUUGUUUGCCAUUGUGAAAGGAGACUGUGGAUUUUACAAAAUUCAAGAUAUACUGUACAGCUGAUAUAUGCUUAAAUCUAAUAUUUAUAUAGAUAUUUUCCCAGUACGCUGUGGCUUGUUUUAGCAUUACUCCUUCAUUGUGCCUUUUUAAGUGUUUUUUUUUUAUGUCAGUCGUAACAUUUAUAAUAUAUUCCAUACCCUCUGUACAUAUAAACAGGUGUACACAAAUAAUUACAAUUAUUUAGGAAUAGGGUCUUUAAUGUAAAGACAUAUUAUCUGAUAAUGCUUGUUUAUCCUUUGGACCCACUGAACGUUUGUUCUGUAUUUGGGAACUAGAUGAAAAAGCAGUGCAUACAGAUGUUCACAUCUUUUGGCCUUCUCUUUUGUUGCUGUGUGAAAAAAACUAAAUAAUUUAUUUGUGCAAAUAUCACUGCUCUUAACAUUACUGUAUCAAUGAUCUUUCCAAACCUGAAUGCCUUGUCUAUCAUUUUUUAGUGAAAGACUCAUUACUCUUCUGUUUUUCAACUCUGUUUUAGAUAAUGUGAUUCUUGUAUUGUUGACAAUACAAUAUAGCAAUAUAGCAAUAUUUUUUCUGGACUAAAAUCUGAAAUCUUCAAAGGGAAUAUUUUCAGGUAUUUAAGAGUUUGUCAUUUGUUGUGUUUGUUAUUCAUUUAGAGACAACUGUGAUAAAGAAUAUCUGAGGGAAGUUUUCUAAAGAAAAUUUGUAUAGAGAGAUGAUAUGUGAUUAUACUGAAUCAAUACCUAGCACUGUAUAUGUAGCCUAUGCAUAGGGUUACAAAUGUUUUUGUGUUUUUCUUUAUCCAUAUAAAGCUCUGCAUAUUUUGUUGGAUGCUUAGUUCAAUGCAAUUGUAGUGAAAAUUUUCAAAUAAAUUGGUUUAGAAAUAACUAUCUGCCCAAAUGUUCAGUUAUAUAGCAGCAAGCAACAUUUCAUAUAUUGUUUACACACUUACAUACACAGUUAAUGUGCUUGUUUUGUGUGUAUUGUAUUAAUAAAGAUGGAGAGUAUUUGAAAUCAUAGGCCCAUCAGCUAUGAUAGCUAACAAAAAUGUUUUUCACAUUAUUUCAAAUGAAGAUGAAAAAAUACAUUAAAUUUCUAUCAAGUAAAACUGCUUUUUGGGUGUGUCAAAUAAAAAAGAAAUUAAUUAAUCAAAAA